GCUGGGGAGCCAGAGGCGGGGGGACCGUCGCGCGGUGCUCCGGCACUCCGGAGGGCCACAGAGAAGAGCAAGAGAACUUUGAACCUGAACAGUUUUGGUCAAUGGGAUAGCCUCCCACGCUUUGGCUUCCCGCUGCUUGACUGUGGAUAGAGCCCUGCGCUGCUUUCCUUCCCCCGAACAUCGGAGGUGCAAGCGGGAGCACCCCCUCGAGCCCGAGUCCGGAGCGGAGGCUGUCCCGGCCUGUCCCCCGGCAGCCUGCGCCUCGCGCGCGGCGCGGGAGUCCUCGCCCCGGACAGUGGAUGGCGCUCAGGGCGCGCGCGGCAUGCAGUCGCUCAACAUCACCCCGGAGCAGUUCUCCCGGCUGCUGCGGGACCACAACCUGACGCGGGAGCAGUUCAUCGCGCUGUACGGGCUGCGGCCGCUUGUCUACACCCCCGAGCUGCCUGGGCGCGCCAAGCUGGCCUUCGUGCUCACCGGCGUGCUCAUCUUCGCCCUGGCGCUCUUCGGCAAUGCACUAGUGGUCUACGUGGUGACCCGCAGCAAGGCCAUGCGCACCGUCACCAACAUCUUCAUCUGCUCCUUGGCUCUGAGCGACCUGCUCAUCGCCUUCUUCUGCAUCCCGGUCACUAUGCUCCAGAACAUCUCCGACAACUGGCUGGGAGGUGCCUUCAUUUGCAAGAUGGUGCCGUUUGUCCAGUCCACUGCUAUCGUGACAGAAAUACUCACAAUGACCUGCAUUGCUGUGGAAAGACACCAGGGACUUGUACAUCCUUUUAAAAUGAAGUGGCAAUACACCAACCAAAGGGCUUUCACAAUGCUAGGUGUGGUCUGGCUGGUGGCAGUCAUCGUGGGUUCGCCCAUGUGGCACGUGCAGCGACUUGAGAUUAAGUAUGACUUCUUAUAUGAAAAAGAACACGUCUGCUGCUUGGAAGAGUGGGCCAGCCCUGUGCACCAGAAAAUCUACACCACCUUCAUCCUUGUCAUCCUCUUCCUCCUGCCUCUUAUGGUGAUGCUUAUCCUGUACAGUAAGAUCGGUUAUGAACUUUGGAUAAAGAAAAGAGUAGGGGAUGGCUCAGUGCUCCGAACUAUUCAUGGAAAAGAAAUGUCAAAAAUAGCCAGGAAGAAGAAGCGAGCUGUUGUUAUGAUGGUGACCGUGGUGGCUCUCUUUGCUGUGUGCUGGGCACCUUUCCAUGUGGUUCACAUGAUGAUUGAAUACAGCAAUUUUGAAAAGGAGUAUGACGACGUCACCAUCAAGAUAAUUUUUGCGAUAGUGCAGAUAAUUGGGUUUUCCAAUUCCAUCUGUAAUCCAAUUGUUUAUGCCUUUAUGAAUGAAAACUUCAAAAAGAAUUUUUUAUCUGCAGUUUGCUAUUGCUUAGUGAAGGAAACCUUCUCUCCAGCACGAAGGCAUGGAAAUUCAGGAAUCACUAUGAUGCAAAAGAAAGCAAAGUUUCCCCGGAAAGAGAACUUAGUUGAGGAGACCAAAGGAGAAGCGUUCAGUGAUGGCAACAUUGAAGUCAAGUUGUGUGAACAACCCGAGGAGAAAAAACAUCUCAAAAGCCAUCUUGCGCUCUUCAAUUCUGAACUUUCUGAGAAUUCUGCUUUAGGCAGUGGGCAUUGAUUACAGCAAUGUCUUUAUAAUGGAUGCCAUUCAUAGCUUUAUCUGAAGAGAAAAGUAUUUGAGCAAAGGUCAAAGAUUUGUUCUUUAUUCUUUGAAUGAUGAAAAGAAGGAAAUUUUGUCAUUUUUCAUAAAAAUAUGACAUUAUACAUGAAACACAAUUUUGGAAAAUUAGUAUACCAUCCUUGUAGAUUAUAAAAGUGGAUUCAAAAAAAAAAUCUUGUACAGAAAUAAAUGUCCUUGCCUAGCA
Messenger RNA from Camelus dromedarius (Arabian camel), 1865 nucleotides. It is a transcript of the gene QRFPR, whose product is annotated as pyroglutamylated RFamide peptide receptor. The transcript has 6 exons. Lineage: Eukaryota; Metazoa; Chordata; Mammalia; Artiodactyla; Camelidae. The record is from RefSeq and is a predicted model, not a curated record. Bases 323 to 1618 code for a protein of 431 amino acids. Gene Ontology annotation, biological process: cellular response to hormone stimulus; G protein-coupled receptor signaling pathway. Gene Ontology annotation, cellular component: plasma membrane. Gene Ontology annotation, molecular function: neuropeptide Y receptor activity; peptide binding.